CGCGUCGGCUGCUUCCGGGUUCCGUCGGCAGGAGACGGAGAUGAUCGAUCCGGACCUGAGCCCGACCAGAGACCACCGAGCCGCCGGGUGACGUCAUGUCCAGACACAAGAGUCUCAUCAUCACAGACGCAGACGAGCAGCUGGAGUCUGAGGAUCUGAACCCGUUCUCCUUCAGAGAGUUUCUACGCUGGAAGAACCAGGACCAGGACCCAGAACAAGACCUGGACCAGGAGCAGACUCACAGCGGGGUUCUCCAGAGGGAGCCUGAGGAGGAGGAGGAGGAGGACACGUCUGUGACCUUUGACCCUGAGGUCAGGAGCUGUUUCUUCUCUGAGCCCUCUCUGGCUCCACAGGAGCAGGAGGAAGGGUGGGGGCGGAGCUUCCAGUCAGGUGUAGAAAGCACGUCGUCCCUCUGCACGGAGGAGGAGGAGGAGGAGGAGGAGGAGGAGACCAGGUUCUCCUCCAGACCUGAAGUCCAGCAGGGAGGAGCAGGAGGAGCAGGAGGAGGAGAGAACUAUGAAGGAGAUGAUGAGACCUCCAUGGCUGAAGCAGUCACCUCCUGCAGGAGGAGGAGCAGCAGGAGCAGCCAGAUCCAGCAGCUGAAGGAGGAGAACCUGUCCUUGAGGAGAUCCAUGAUGGAGCUGCAGAGGAGAUCCGAGGCUAACGAGCACAGGGUGGCACAACUGUCGGAGGAGCUGGUCCGGAGGAGGUGUCAGGAGGAGAAGGAGGCUCAGGAUCUGGAGUGCAUGGUUCACUCUGUGGAGCAGAACCUCCACCUGAUGACGAAGCGGGCGUUGAAAGCAGAGGGCUGUGUUUCCAAACUGAAGGUGGAGCUGCAGCAGCUGCAGGGGGAGGUGGACACUCUGCGGUCGGAGAACAACAGUCUGAAGGCAGCAGAGUCUGAAACCGUCAUGACGAUGAGACACAACGCUCAGGUUGCGUCUGAGUACUUGAACAAGACGGCAAGCCACGCCCACUCCUCCAUCCGUCAGCUGUUGGGGGAAGCAGAAACUCUCUGUCUGGUCUCUCAACUGCUGCAGUCCAUCGACAAGAUCUCCAACCUUGACUCAGAGUCCUGAACUCUUCCAGACACCAGAUCUCUUUUGGACUCCUCCAGACCCUCAGACCUCCUUCAGAUCCCCUUUGACCCUCUUCCAGAUGCCGGUCUCUGACAGAGGGGAGGACGUGGUUGUCCUGGUCUCCAAACAGGCGCUUCUUUUUUUUUUAAGUGAAGUUAUAUACCUUUUGAUGACAUCACAGUUGCUGAAAGACUUCUGACUGCUGAUUGGUCGAUUUGUAUUUGCAGUGUCAUAA
Molecule: messenger RNA, 1314 nt
Organism: Anoplopoma fimbria (sablefish)
Lineage: Eukaryota; Metazoa; Chordata; Actinopteri; Perciformes; Anoplopomatidae
Gene: entr1
Product: endosome associated trafficking regulator 1
Exons: 9
Coding region: 96-1079 (327 amino acids)
Biological process (GO): regulation of cytokinesis; positive regulation of cilium assembly; positive regulation of protein localization to cilium
Cellular component (GO): early endosome; midbody; centrosome
Source: RefSeq, a predicted model, not a curated record